This is a messenger RNA of Arabis nemorensis, 351 nucleotides long. NCBI's taxonomy places the organism in Eukaryota, Viridiplantae, Streptophyta, Magnoliopsida, Brassicales, Brassicaceae. The record is from the annotation of a GenBank genome assembly.
AUGUUCUUGCCGUCGACGACAGUCACGUUGAUCGGAAAUUCAUCGAACGUUUGCUCAAAGUCUCUUCUUGUAAAGUCACUGUUGUCGAUAGUGCUACAAGAGCUCUACAAUAUCUUGGAUUGGAUGUUGAAGAAAAAUCAAUCGGUUUUCAGAUGUCUUGAAGAAGGAGCUGAAGAUUUCUUAUUGAAGCCGGUGAAACUCUCAGAUGUAAGAAGACUAAGAGAUUCUCUAAUGAAAGUUGAAGAUUUAACUUUCACAAAGAGUAUUAAGAAGAGAGAGCUAGAAGAAACAGAGAAUGUCUACUCUUUGGAUUCAUCUGUUCACUCGCAUCUCAAACGCGCAAAGAUUUAA